AUGUGUGGUGGUAGUUGUGGGGAUGUUCUGAAACUUGGCCUAGGCAUUGGUGCUGCAGCUGUUCUCUUCCCUCUACUUGUGUGGGGCGGCUAUGCCCUUUUGCCGUUUGAUGCCCCACUGGACAGCGCCCCUCUCAGGCUGGUAUACACACUGCGCUGCUCCUUCUUUGCUGUCAUACCCAUUAUGCUAGGUGUGCUGGUGCAGGGGUUGGCGCGGCUGCGCUACGGCGCCCUAACACCCCUCUAUGAGGCCAAGGUGGGGGAGGAGAGCCGGGAGGUGGCAGUCCACCGGCACUACGUGGGCGACUCGCUCUCCCUCUUCCUACUCUACUUCCUGCAGCUGGCCGUCAUGGCCACCUACAUCAGCCAGGACCUGCUCAAGAUGGUGCCCCUGCUCACCAUCGUCUUUGCCUUCGACAGGCUGAUCUACUGGGUGUGUGUGACCCUAGGCAGCACCGUGAGAGGUUUGGGCUUCGGCCUCUCCUUCCUGCCCAUACUGGUCAUGUUGGGUGCCAACCUCUACUUUGUGUGCUCGUCAGUCAGUGAAGGGGCUGUCUUUGAUGUGGCCCCGCCCACCACCACCCCACCUCCCAGGCAGAGUUGGUGGGGCUAGGAGGAAGAGGAGUCGAUACGCCCAAUCCUGAAGAUUAAAUGCACCCCUAGACACGUAGACCUGAAAGGAUUAGAUAUUACCAUGUAACUUAUACAGUAUCAUAUGCACACUUUGCCUUCUGAAAGAUCAGAGGCACGUUCCUUAGGCAAACGUUGUGCAACCUUGCAGAUAGAAAUGUAUUCCUUACUUUACAUGCUGAGAUGCAAGUCUGUUCUCAACAAUAUAACACACGAGUUCCUCAGUGUUUUGCCCUACUGAAUCAUUUGAGUGAAUAGUUAAAUUGUUGGCACCCACUCAUUGUCAUGAUGUUUGUUUGGAAGGAGCGAGGGAGAAGAAUUAAGUUCCUCAGUUUGGAUUUCAUGUCCUUCAUCUGGAACAUAUUGGAUCACAUUGAACAAUGGUUUAUGGAGAGCUGGACAAUGCAUUAAGAUGACGUGGGGCUAGUAACAGUUAGCCACCCCAAUGAAGUUACCUGUAGUAGAAUGAUUGUGAUAUAAAGUGUCUUAUGCCGUACAUACGCCAAAGAGGAAUGGACCAUCCAUAAAAUAAGACAUUUAAGGCCUGGGUUGUGUUCAUUAGGCACAAAAUGUUUUUAAAAAGUUAACGUAUCAAAGGAAAAUUAGCGUUAAAAAAAUAUUAUUGGACAAGCCCAGGUUGUUCUUCCCUGUCUGUUUUCCUCCGUUUGUUGCCUAAAACACAACUUUGUGCAGUAUAUCCUUACUAACUAGAAUUGUGUUUUAUUCUAAUCUCAUGGCUUUGGUGAAGGAUGGUCCAGAGCUUCACUGGAAGGUUUCAUAAUGAGCUAUGACGACAUGACUAGUCAGCACUAUACAGUACAUCCUGAAGGGGGUGGUCUUCCCCAAGUUAUUAAAAUGUAUGAAGACUUAAGUGCCAACAUUGAAGUAUAAACCUAGGGCGGAGUUGACUUAUUUGAAUGCAUAUAACAUAAAAUCAAUGUGGAUAUUUUAUUUCUGCAACUGUGCCAUGUUUACAUUUAUUUCCUUUCUACAAUAGUACAACAUUUACUACCACAAUGAAUGGGAAUGAAGAAUAUGUUGAUAAUUGACAGCUAUUUAAGAAUGCGUUAUGUUAAUUAUGUCUGUACAGUACCAUAACCAAUGCACAUACAUUGUCCUGUUUGUAUAUGGCAGACAGCUCAUAAUCGUUGUAUUUCUUUUGGGCAUUCUUUUUCAAUGUUUACACUAUCUUAAUGGAAUGAUGUGAUUCACAUAAUAAAGUAGCUACUAAUCUUG
This is a messenger RNA of Oncorhynchus gorbuscha (pink salmon), 1865 nucleotides long. Its product is annotated as transmembrane protein 79-like. The record is from RefSeq and is a predicted model, not a curated record. Gene Ontology annotation, biological process: regulated exocytosis. Gene Ontology annotation, cellular component: trans-Golgi network membrane; lysosomal membrane. Lineage: Eukaryota; Metazoa; Chordata; Actinopteri; Salmoniformes; Salmonidae.